Scatophagus argus is the source of this 3492-nucleotide messenger RNA. RefSeq names its product CARD- and ANK-containing Inflammasome Adaptor Protein. Gene Ontology annotation, cellular component: cytoplasm. The record is from RefSeq and is a predicted model, not a curated record. Gene Ontology annotation, molecular function: protein binding. Gene Ontology annotation, biological process: regulation of apoptotic process. NCBI's taxonomy places the organism in Eukaryota, Metazoa, Chordata, Actinopteri, Scatophagidae. Bases 107 to 2440 code for a protein of 777 amino acids. The transcript has 4 exons.
UAGCAAUAUGGUACAAACCACAGACACUCACAGUCACAACCACAAGUUUUAACGACUUACUGCAUGUGAAGGCUCAGAAAACCUUUAAUUUCCCAGCUUAUUUAAAAUGUUUGAUUUUCUCAAGAGUUUUGAUGUUCAAGCAGCAUCAAACUACAUCAACCCGUAUGCUGUGGAUGUCAUCCGAGCAAAAAGAAGGGAUCUAGUUUAUGGCAUCUCACAUACCAAGGAUCUGCUGGAUCAUCUUGUCACUGAGGGGGUCAUGACAGCAGCAAAGAGAUCCAUCAUUCUGACAAUCAGGACUCGCAUAGAUCAAAACUGCCGGGUCCUGGACAUUCUGGAGGCCAGAGGUGAAAGAGCAUGUCGGAAAUUCUUCCAUCCAUGUCUCAUGCUGGCAGAACCUGACCUUUAUCAGCAAAUCAAGACUUAUGUGCGUGGUGUGAAUGAACAUAUUCAAGACACAAGGAGACAGCUGAUUGGAUAUUUGCUGGAGAGGGACCAGGAGUGGAUUGGUAAAAUUGCUGAUAGGAAUGUCACCCAGGAGACUCGUACUUUAUUUACCUCCAAAGGAAUUAAGAAAUCUGGCCCUGAAAAGGAAGACAGGAGCACUGUACCACUUUUAAAAUCAGAGGAGCACAAACAUGCACAAAGUAAGUUAGAUAAGCUCAUCCACAUGAUUGCUACAGAUGGGGAGGUCGUUCUGCUGGAGGAGCUUUUAGACAAGGCUGAUAUUAACGCUGUCAAUUCAUCCAAUGAGACGCUAUUACAUGUUGCUGCUGAAUAUGGCCACUUGUCCAUUAUUGAACUCUUGAUCCAUAAGGGAGCCAGACUGGACCUGCAGGAUAAUAGGGGUCACACAGCUCUUCAUAGAGCAGCCAGCAGGGGUCACAGUGAGAUAGUCAGGGCCCUCAUACAGGCCGGGGCGCCCAUCUACACUCUAGAUAUACAAGGCAAAACCCCGAUUCAUCUGGCAGCAGAAAAUGAGCACCUGAACUCUGUGAAAGUUCUGGUGAAGGAGGAAGCCAAGCAGUCUGAGAGCCGCACACGGGACAUGUUUCUUCAUUUUGCAGCCAUGAAAGAUAACUGGAAGCUGGCUGAGAUGCUGCUGCAGAGUGGGGCUGCUGUUGAUGUCACAAACAACCACAAAAAAACAUCCUUGUUUUAUGCAGUUUCCGGGAACAAUGAGAAAACGGUGACUAUGCUUCUAAAUGCUGGGGCUAAAGUUGACUGUGAUGUUAUAAUUGAAGCUUUUAAACUCAAAGAAGAAUCCAUUCUUCAUCUGCUGCUUGAUAAAACCAGAGGAGCUCUGUGUGAAGACGCGCUGGGAUCUGCUCUCUUCUCAGCUGUUAAACACAACCAUGAUGGAGUGGUGACUGUUCUCAUAGAGAAAGGAGCAAAUGUUAACAUAUUAGACAAGCAGGGCUACACUCCUCUCCUGUUGUCGGCUGAGCUGGGGCACACUGAAGUCUUCAGAGUGCUGGUAGCAAAACAGGCCAGACUGGAUGCUACUUUAUCAGACCUCUCCUCAGCGUUGCACCUGGCUGUCCACAGUGGCAGUUUGCCCAUAGUGCAGAUAUUGCUGGAAAAGGGUUUAGAGCCCAACAUUACUGGAGCUAAAGGGCAAACCCCUCUACACCUGGCAGCUCAGUGUAAUAGGCCGGAAUUAGUUGAUGUGUUGUUAAGAGCUGGAGCACAGGUAAAUGCAGUAGCCCAGGAUGGGUUGACCCCUCUGCAUAUAGCUAGUCAGCAUGGCCAUGUGGACACAGUGAUUCAGCUCCUUCAAGGCAAGGCAGACACAGGAGUCCGAGACAGACUAGGGAGGACAGCCUUGCACUGGGCAGCCUCUUCCCAGGGAGGAAGCUGUGUGGACAUGCUGCUGUCGGCCAAAGCCAACCCAAACACUACUGAUAACAAGAAAAGAACUGCCCUUCACCUGGCUGCUAUGGAGGGGAGAGCAGAUGCUGUGACUUCAUUGUUGUCCCACAGGGCAAAGGUGGGGGCUAAAGACAUAGAUGGAUCCACACCUCUCCAUUACGCAGCGGCUGGUGGGCAUGCCAGUGUGGUAUCAGCUCUUCUACAGGAAUUCAACAACAAGGGGAUAGAUGGGAAGAAUGCAUGGAGGAAAACGCCGCUUCAUGCUGCAGCAGAGAAGGGCCAUGAUAAUGUGGCAGUCCUACUCCUGGAGGCCGGGGCAAAAAUAAACAGUACAGAUCACAGCAGAGACACUCCUCUGCACUGUGCUGCACGAGGUGGACACUCGGAGGUCGUGAAGAGGCUUGUGAACUGGGGCCGAGGUGUGCACAUGGGACGGCAGAGGAAGGUGAAUCUACAGGCUACCAAUAAUGUGAGGAAGACACCACUGCAAGUGGCACAGAGUGGAGACACACCAGCACAUGCUGAUAUUGCAACUUUACUCAUGAGGAAGAUGUUUCUUAUCAAAUAAAGUAAGACACCUCAAGUCUUUGUGCACACAGGGGUUCCAUUACCCUAAAUGGUUCAGUCACAUGUACGCUGACUUUGCUUAUUUAUUUAUUUAGAUCAGUGUUUGGUAGCUUUAAAAAAAGGUGGUUGAGGAAGUACAGGGUGGCUGCCUAUCCUGCCUGAGUAAAAAGAAACUCAAAUAAGUAAAGGGAGUUAAGGCACAAACCAUGCUGAUCGUAUGUGUUAUUGAUUAAUUGAUACAAAUUUGUAUUGAUGUAAAUAUUCAUUCCUUGCAUUUUAUGAUUACAUGGUGUUUGUUUGAUUAUUAUUUCAUAUAGUUGUGGUCCAGCCCUACGAUUGACUGGCAUCAAAAUCUGCAAAAGACGUAAGCCGUGCUGAAUAAUUCUAAUCUGAGUCGCUGACGAUGCAACUCUGCAUUUCUUGUGAUGUGUCUUCCUGUAUUAUUGAUAAAAAAAAAAAAGACCAACUAACAGGCAAGAAAACCCAACACCACCGCAGACUUCAGAAGGUCAUGGUGGGAUUUUUGCAACAUCUGCAGUUCUUUGUAAUUCUUUUGCUUCCCCCCACAUCACUUUUCCAUAGUGCUGCAAUACUUAGAACCAACACUCUUGUUUCCGAACAUGCUUUGUCACACAGACAGACAAAAUAUAGGUCUAAUGAUAUUAUGUAAAAUAUAUUUUGAGGGAACGCAAAAGGAAUUGACAGCAACAAAUUCCACAUAGUCUAAGUAUCUCAGAGGAACCUAAAACCUUUGGGUAAUAAUAUAAAGAAAAACCCUAAUGUUUAAUUACAAAUGUUUACAGAUGUUAGAUUCAGUUACACAAAUGCAAAGGAGUGCCAUGAAAGUACCUGUUCAGUGGUCAGUUAUAAAUCAGUACUUAAUAAGUUUAAAAAGUUUAAAAAUUAUUAUAUAAUUAAUAAAAUUAUUAUUAUAGAAUUAAGGUUACAACUAAAUACCAAAAACCUUUCUGGUUUUUCAUAGUCUUCUGUAGUGAAGUGUGCCUUCUUCUCUUAUCAUUUUGCUUGUUCAGUUCAAAGCAAUAAACCUCAAUA